Molecule: messenger RNA, 480 nt
Organism: Saccharomyces paradoxus
Lineage: Eukaryota; Fungi; Ascomycota; Saccharomycetes; Saccharomycetales; Saccharomycetaceae
Gene: BET5
Product: TRAPP subunit BET5
Exons: 1
Coding region: 1-480 (159 amino acids)
Biological process (GO): endoplasmic reticulum to Golgi vesicle-mediated transport
Cellular component (GO): TRAPP complex
Source: RefSeq, a predicted model, not a curated record
AUGGGGAUAUAUUCAUUUUGGAUCUUUGAUAGGCAUUGUAACUGUAUAUUUGAUAGAGAAUGGACAUUGGCGUCCAAUAGCGCAAGUGGUACAAUAAAUUCCAAACAGACUGAAGAAGAUGCAAAGCUGCUGUACGGCAUGAUAUUUUCAUUACGCUCUAUAACGCAGAAACUUUCCAAAGGCUCUGUUAAAAACGACAUACGGAGUAUAUCUACAGGAAAGUAUAGAGUUCACACGUAUUGUACGGCUUCAGGGCUAUGGUUUGUACUAUUAUCCGACUUCAAACAGCAGUCUUACACUCAAAUUUUACAGUAUAUUUACAGUCAUAUUUAUGUCAAAUAUGUGAGCAACAACUUAUUGUCACCAUAUGAUUUUGCUGAAAACGAAAGUGAAAUGAGAGGUCAGGGGACAAGAAAGAUCACCAAUAGGAACUUUAUAUCCGUUCUUGAGUCAUUUUUAGCACCAAUGGUCAAUCAGUGA